AUGGGCCGCGGCGACAGCCCCGCCUCGUCGCCGCGCCGGGACAAGAAGGAGCGGAGGGAGAAGCACAGGCACAAGCACAAGGACCACGGCCGGGAUCGCGACAGGGACGGCAGGAGGGACAAAGACAGGGAAAGGGAGGGCGACCGACGUGACCGGGGAGACCGCGGCAGGGGGAGGGAGCGAGGGAAGCGUUCGGACAGGGCCGAUGACCGUGAACAAGGCAGCAGCCGUGAUAAAUACAGAUCGCAGGAAAGGGAUCUGUGGGAAUAUGACAAGCGGAACAGGGGUAGGGACAGGGACAGGGACUCCCGAAGUUAUGAAAGGUCCAAGGGCCGCAGUGGGGGGAGAGACAUGGACCAGGAUGGACGUGAGCGCAGCAAACACAAGCGGGACAAGGCGCACUCCCCAGAUGGGCGUGAGUUGAAGCGGAGACGAGAGGACCGGCCUGAAGCACUGACCCGCGAGGAGGAAGAAAAACGUAAACUGGAGGAGCAAGCACGGCAGGAGCAGGAAAUGGUGGAGAAACGCAGGCAGCGGGUGACCAUGUGGCAGGAGCAGCAGAGGAAGCUUGCCGAACAGAGAGAGGCGGAGAUUGCCAAAGAGGAAGAGGCGAUGAAGAACAAAAAGAAGUGGUCGUUGGAGGACGACGAUGAUGACGACGACAUGGAGGCGCAACAGGGUGGUGGGAAAGAUGGAGCAGGGGUCCAGGGGGGAUCUGCACCUGAUGCGGAUAUGGAGGCGGAUGCUGACCCGCUGGAUUGUUUCAUGGCGAACGAGAUCAUUCCACAGGUGGACAUAGAUGUUCAGGAUGCGAUCAAGGCUGGGGAAGAAGCCCAAGUGGAGGCGCCGGUUGAUGUUGUGAUGGAGAAUGGAGGAGAGAAGGCUGAGAAGGCUGAGUCACUGGGUGGGGAGGAGAAGAGGGGGAGGAAGGAGAAGAAGGAGAAGAAGGGGAAGAAGGAGAAGAAAGGCGUGUUCAAUCCAUACGAUACGGACACAUCUGAGGACUGGGAUGAGGACGAGGAGGAGGAAGAGGUUGAAGAGGAUGAUGAGGAAUGGCUUCGAAACCUCCGUGCUGGGAAACUGAGCAAGGGGGACAAAUUGACUCCUGUGGAUCAUGCUGGAGUGACUUACUCCCCCUUCAGGCGUGACUUCUAUGUUGAGGUGCCAGAGUUGUCCAAGAUGACAGAGGAGGAAGUUGAUGAGCUGAGGUGUGAGCUUGAGGACAUAAAGGUCGCAGGCAAGAACGUCCCAAAACCUGUGAAGACGUGGACCCAGGCCAGCCUCAGUACCAAGGUCCUUGAUCUUCUUCGAAAAAGUGACUUUCACAAGCCGCUUCCCAUCCAGGCCCAAGCGCUGCCUGUCAUUAUGUCAGGGCGUGACUGCAUGGGAAUCGCUAAGACAGGCUCUGGCAAGACUUUGGCUUUUGUGCUGCCCAUGAUACGGCACAUCUCAGACCAGCGACCACUGCAGCAGGGCGAAGGUCCGAUCGGACUCAUAAUGGCUCCCACAAGGGAGCUGGUCCAGCAGAUAGGCAAGGAAGUGAAGAGGUUCUGCAAGGUGUUGGCGCUGACGUGCGUGUGCGUGUUUGGGGGGUCUGGUGUUGCGAAUCAAAUCAGCGAGCUGAAGCGGGGCUGUGAAAUCGUGGCCUGCACCCCAGGCCGGAUGAUCGACCUGCUGGUGACAAGCAAUGGGAAGAUCACGAACCUCAGGAGGGUGACAUACUUGGUGCUGGAUGAGGCAGAUAGGAUGUUUGACAUGGGUUUUGAGCCACAGAUUACAAGGGUGGUGAACAACAUACGGCCAGAUCGGCAGACUGUGAUGUUCUCAGCAACAUUUCCUCGACAGGUGGAGCUGAUUGCAAGGAAGAUAUUGACUGACCCAGUGGAAAUUCUUGUUGGUGGCAGGAGUGUUGUGAACUCCGACAUCACGCAGUUUGUGGAGAUCAGGCCAGAAGCGGAUCGAUUUUUCAGGCUACUGGAGAUUCUUGGGGAGUGGUAUGAGCAAGGAAAGAUCCUUAUCUUCGUAAACUCCCAAGAGAAAUGCGACACCCUAUUUCGUGACCUGCUCCGCCAUGGCUACCCAUGCCUCUCCCUCCACGGUGGGAAGGAACAAACCGAUCGGGAAUCGACGAUCGCAGACUUCAAGGGCGACGUGUGCAACCUGCUGGUGGCAACUUCAGUGGCAGCGAGGGGCCUGGACGUGAAGGACCUUGUGCUUGUGAACAACUACGAUGUCCCCAACCACCAUGAGGACUAUGUGCACCGUGUUGGCAGGACGGGACGAGCAGGAGCCAAGGGUACGGCCAUCACAUUUGUUGGUCCUGAGGAAGACAAAUUCGCUCCUGACUUGCUGAAGGCGCUCAGGGACUCUGGGUCACCAAUUCCACAGGAUCUGCAGCAGAUGGCUGAGUCAUUCAACAGCAAGAGGAAGCAGGGGAUCGCUCAGGCCCAUGGCAGUGGCUAUGGUGGUACAGGUUACAAAUUCGAUGAGAAUGAGGAGGACAAGAGGAAGGCAGAAAGAAAGGCUGUGGCCAAGGAGUUUGGGCUCACAGCGGAAGAGUCAGAAGAGGAGGACGAUGAUGACGAUCCACGACCUGCUGGCACAAGCCAACAAGAGGUUGUUGCUCAGGCAAUCUCCCAGGCUGCGAGCGCAGCUGCUGCCAUGGUUGACAAUUCCAACGUGGACCCGAAUAUUCAAAACUUGCCUCAGGUGCAGGCAGCCCACCAGCUGGCCGCAAAGCUCACGCAGCAAGCACAGCCUGGGACUACCGUGGCACCUGCUGCACCAGCAAUUAACCUGGCAGCUCUCCAGGCUGCUGCUCAACAACAAGUUGCUGCUGCCAACAACCCGAUACUGGCGGCAGCAAAGGCAGCUGCAGGGCAGAUUGCAGCCAAGGCUGGCCUCCCCAACCUGGCUGUGGCACCCAGUGCAAACGCCACCCCUGCUGCACGUGCCGCUGCCCUUGCACUUCAGAUGGCCCAAGAGCAUAACCCACAGCCCGAAGCCGAACCCGUCCAGCACUUUGAGGCUGAACUGGACAUCAACGACUUUCCCCAGCAUGCUCGUUGGAAGAUCACUCAUCGCGAAACUCUGUCACAAGUUACGGAGCUGACUGGAGUGGCGAUCAUGACGCGUGGGGAGUACUUCAAGCCUGGCACAGCCGUGCCGCCCGACAAGCGCAAGCUGUACCUGCUGAUAGAGGGGUCUUCAGAGUCGUCCAUUAAGAAGGCCAAGACGGAGUUGAGGAAGAUCCUGGCAGAAACCACGGAAAAGGUCAUGCGCAGGGAUGCACCUACUGGAAAGUACUCAAUCAUGUGA
Ostreobium quekettii is the source of this 3318-nucleotide messenger RNA. NCBI's taxonomy places the organism in Eukaryota, Viridiplantae, Chlorophyta, Ulvophyceae, Bryopsidales, Ostreobiaceae. The record is from the annotation of a GenBank genome assembly.